CGGGCUCUGCAGGAGAGUUCCGGUCAGUGGGCAGAUACUUUGAUUCUGGAGGAAGGGAGACCAGAGAAAAUCCCGGUGGGAAGAGUGGGCCUGGCAGAUCGGCCCGAGAGGCAAGGCCAGACUCUGUCCGAGGGAGGUCCCUCUGGGGAGGGCUAUCCCAGGGGUAGCUCUCGCCCUCAGACCAGAGGACACCCUCAGCCUUUGUUUUUCUUGCCUCUAAUGGUCCCCAGUCGUAGUGUAACCCCGCCUCCUUUCUCCUCUUCCUCUUUUCACUCUCCCCUAUCGCUCCCCACCCUUUCCUGUCCUAGUCUCUGAGGGACUGCCAGGCCCUGUUUUGAACUAAGGGAGAGAAUGAGGGGCCCAAGUGUGAUUUGAGAAUGAAAAACAGGCUAUGUGAAGGCAUAGGUCCAACCCAGGAAAUGCUCUCAUGAAAAACGCAAGAAGGGACCUCAGAAGUCGGCUAGUCCAGCUCCUCCAUUUUACAAAUGAAGAAACUGAGGCCUCCGGGGAAUAAAACCCUUGCCCACAGCCUCGGAGCCAGGCUUCUACACUGUGCCAAGUUCGUCCUUCUGGCUUCCAAAUGUCCCUCCAAGAUGGCAUCUGGCCGGGCUAGAUAUACACGAAAACUUCGGAACUGGAUUGUGGAGCAGGUGGAAAGUGGGAAGUUCUCAGGAGUCUGCUGGGAAGAUGCAAACAAGACCAUGUUCCGCAUCCCCUGGAAGCACGCAGGCAAGCAGGAUUUCAGAGAAGAACAAGAUGCUGCUCUCUUCAAGGCAUGGGCAAUAUUCAAAGGGAAAUAUCGAGAAGGAGACCAAGCAGACCCUGCAGCUUGGAAGACCCGCCUUCGAUGUGCCCUCAACAAGAGCCCUGAGUUCGAGGAGGUCCCAGAGCAAGGCCACAUGGAGGGGUCUGAGCCCUACAAGGUGUACCGGCUCCUGCCUCCUGGCACUCUUCCUGGUGACUACUGCCCUCCAUGCUCCCUACCUCCCAUUCUUGGAAGCAAUAUAAGAGAUCCAUCCUUAACCCCCUCUCCAGGUCCUGACUCUUUCGGGGCUUCCACAGCCCCACAAAGGACCCAGAAACUUCAGCGAAAGAGAAACCACAGUUUAUUGUCCUCGGAGGAAGAUGAUGUAGAGAAUAAACGGAGUUGUAUUCUUAUCGAGCCCUCUUUGAAGAACUCCCCUGGAAUCAUGGUACCAAGUGAGGGACCCAGCAGCAGCUUUCAGCACAUGGACGAUUCUGGUAUUGGGAGCAACAGCAGCAGUCCUGAAUCCUGUGAAGAUGAUCCAGAAAUUCUCCAGUUUCUUCCCCUUUCAGAUGCAGAUUACUCCCUUUUGCUCACCUUCCACUACAGUGGGCAUUUGGUCGGAAAGACUGAGGUGAAUAGCCCUGACUUCCGACUCGUAGCCAAAUCUUCAGGAUCCCAGAGUACUAUGGAGCAGGUGGUGCUCCCUUCUGCCAGUGUACUGUCUGAAUCAACCCUCCAGGUGUCCACAGAGCACCUCCUGAACCUCUUUGAUCGUGGCAUCUUAGUAGCUAGCAAUGCCCGUGGUCUCUUCGUGCAGCGCCUCUGUACUAUCCCCAUUUCCUGGACUGGGCCCUGCACUCCAUCUGGGCCUGGACCCCAUCUGCUACAGGACAAAAUAUGCGUAGAAGUCUUUAAUCCUGCCAAAUUCUUCCAAGACCUAUCUCGAUACCACAAGGGCCUGGCCCCACCCCCUGAGUUCCAGGUAACCCUGAAUUUUUUGGAUGAGCACUCUGGUUCUGGAUAUACUCAUAAGAAUCUCAUCACAGUCCAGAUGGAGCAGGCCUUUGUCCGAAACCUACAGAAAAUUGGACUUGUAUAAGGGGAAGUGUUCCAUUCCCUUGGCAUCUGUUACACCAGUCUUCGUCUUCCUUUCCUUUAACUUUUGAGGGGCAUGCUGUUCAUUGUAUGCCCUUCUAGUUUAUGUUGGUGCCUUCUGUGAGUUGUAUCACUAUGCUUGGGGGAAAUGCCUGAAAAAUUCAGGCACCUUCAAUUCCAAGCCCUAAAAAUAACUUUAGAUUCACUGUCUAAGUUUUUGAAUAAAGUUUUGUUGAAAAUGAAA
This is a messenger RNA of Sarcophilus harrisii (Tasmanian devil), 2087 nucleotides long. RefSeq names its product interferon regulatory factor 9 (gene IRF9). Bases 486 to 1847 code for a protein of 453 amino acids. The record is from RefSeq and is a predicted model, not a curated record. Gene Ontology annotation, molecular function: RNA polymerase II cis-regulatory region sequence-specific DNA binding; DNA-binding transcription factor activity, RNA polymerase II-specific; protein binding. Gene Ontology annotation, cellular component: nucleus. Gene Ontology annotation, biological process: regulation of transcription by RNA polymerase II; immune system process. The transcript has 9 exons. Lineage: Eukaryota; Metazoa; Chordata; Mammalia; Dasyuromorphia; Dasyuridae.